AUGGAGAACAAUACAACCAUCUUUCAAGAAGUCACUCAGGUUGUAAAUCGGACAGAAAUACCUCUGAACCCUCCUGAAGAGCAGAUCAUAACAAUAUGUUUGAUAAUGCUCAUCUGUAUUGUUGGGAUUGCUGGGAACAUCAUGGUGGUGCUGGUUGUGCUGCGCACUAAACACAUGGUGACCCCGACUAACUGCUACCUCGUCAGUCUGGCUGUCGCAGACCUCAUUGUGCUCCUGGCUGCAGGGCUGCCGAAUAUCUCUGAUGUUGUAGCCUUCUGGAUAUACGGAUACUCAGGCUGCUUGUGCAUAACUUAUCUUCAGUACCUGGGCAUCAACGUGUCGUCCUUCUCUAUCACAGCCUUCACCAUCGAACGAUACAUCGCUAUUUGUCACUCCAUAAAGGCACAAAUGAUAUGCACCGUUUCCCGGGCCAAGAGGAUCAUAGCUGCAGUCUGGGUCUUUACCUCCCUCUACUGCAUCAUGUGGUUCUUCUUAGUGGACACAAACAAAACCGUCUACACCAACGGAGUGGUCGUCACAUGUGGCUACCGAGUCUCCAGGAACUUCUACAUGCCGAUCUAUUUCCUGGACUUCUCUUUGUUCUAUGUGAUCCCCCUCAUUGUGGCCAUUGUCCUCUACGGUCUCAUCGCCCGGAUUCUGUUCAUGAGCCCUUUGCUUUCGCACAUGAACGACGGAGGAGGGUCGGUUCACCAGGGUCACUCCAGGAGCACUAACCAGGUCAACAAGGGCAACAAGGGAAACAAGGGUGCGGUUUCUGCAAGGAAACAGAUAACAAAGAUGCUGGCUGUGGUGGUCGUCCUCUUCGCCGUGCUCUGGAUGCCUUAUCGAACACUGGUGGUGGUCAACUCAUUUAUUGACCCACCUUACCACAACACCUGGUUCUUGCUCUUCUGCCGUAUUUGCAUCUACACCAACAGUGCCAUCAACCCCAUCAUUUACAACCUCAUGUCUCAAAAGUUUCGCGUCGCGUUCAAAAAGCUCUGCAAGUGCAACUGGCGACACAAGGGCAAGGCGGCAGAGUACAAUGUGCCAAUGUACUACGGCGUGAUAAAGGACGUAUCCCAUGAGAGCAACGACCUGGUCACAGAGCAGGAGGAGGUGAGCGUCCAAACCCACAGACGGUGCAACAAAAUGGUUGCCAACGCGAGCACUUUCAGCAUUUCUUAA
Messenger RNA from Pseudoliparis swirei, 1188 nucleotides. Its product is annotated as thyrotropin-releasing hormone receptor. Gene Ontology annotation, cellular component: membrane. The record is from RefSeq and is a predicted model, not a curated record. The coding region runs from base 1 to 1188 and encodes 395 amino acids. NCBI's taxonomy places the organism in Eukaryota, Metazoa, Chordata, Actinopteri, Perciformes, Liparidae. Gene Ontology annotation, biological process: phospholipase C-activating G protein-coupled receptor signaling pathway. Gene Ontology annotation, molecular function: thyrotropin-releasing hormone receptor activity. The transcript has 2 exons.